Molecule: messenger RNA, 2523 nt
Organism: Lithohypha guttulata
Lineage: Eukaryota; Fungi; Ascomycota; Eurotiomycetes; Chaetothyriales; Trichomeriaceae
Exons: 3
Coding region: 1-2523 (840 amino acids)
Biological process (GO): intracellular signal transduction; phosphatidic acid biosynthetic process; phospholipid catabolic process
Cellular component (GO): intracellular membrane-bounded organelle
Molecular function (GO): D-type glycerophospholipase activity
Source: RefSeq, a predicted model, not a curated record
AUGCAGAAACUACGUGAGAAGCUCCGAGAUUCCAAACUCCAUGAUGCAAAGAUCGAGGCACUUCACUUCAAGAACAAGGUUGGUAAAUUGGGCAACGUGAUCAAUCCUAACCAUCGUCACGAUGAAGAGCAUGAGAAAGAGACCGAUCGCAAACGUACUUCGGUGUGUGACCAGCAUCGAUUCCACUCGUACUUCCCUGAGCGCGACGACAACAAAAUCAAGUGGUAUGUAGAUGGUCGCGAUUACUUCUGGGCUGUGUCCAUAGCCAUAGAGGAGGCCAAGGAGGUCAUCUACAUCGCUGAUUGGUGGUUGUCGCCAGAGCUAUUUCUUCGUCGACCUGCCUUCUUCAAUCAAGAAUGGCGUUUAGAUCAGACCAUUAAGCGAGCCGCCGAAAGAGGUGUUGAGGUCUAUGUCUGUGUCUACAAAGAAGUUGCGCAAGCAUUGACAUGCAACUCCGCGCACACAAAGCAUGCUUUGAGAGCACUGUGUCCCCCAGGCACUCCUGGACACGGCAAGAUUCACGUUAUGCGACAUCCUGACCAUAACUUGUUCGAGAAUUUAGGCGAUAUGACCUUUUAUUGGGCUCAUCACGAGAAAUUCAUUGUGAUUGACUACCACAUGGCUUUCAUUGGUGGUCUUGAUAUGUGCUAUGGAAGAUGGGAUGUUCGUCAUCACAUGCUAGCAGAUGUUCACCCCUCAGGCGUGCAGAAUGAGGUCUGGCCUGGCCAAGACUACAACAACAACAGAAUCAUGGACUUUCAAUCUGUCCAGGAUUGGGCUGCCAACGAGCUCGAAAAGACUGACUUUGGCCGAAUGCCUUGGCACGACGUGGCGAUGGGACUCAUUGGCGAGUGUGUUCUGGAUAUAGCCGAACACUUUGUCCUUCGUUGGAACUUCAUCAAGCGUGACAAGUACAAGCGCGACGAAACAGUUGACUGGAUAUGUUUUACUCCGUUGUCUAGAGCUAACGGCCACAGCCCAGACGAGGACCUGACUGGCGUGCAAAGACCCAAACAUCCAGUCGGUAGAUAUGUGGAACAUCCUCUAAGUCCAUUGGAGACCAAGAAUCUUCAAGGUCAGGGCUCGGUCAAGGCACAGAUUGUCCGAAGUAGUGCGGAUUGGUCCAGUGGAAUAUUGACUGAUCACAGUAUACAGAACGCUUAUGCGGAAAUCAUUGAAAAGGCAGAACACUUCGUGUACAUUGAAAACCAGUUUUUCAUAACGGCAACAGGUGAUCAGCAGAAACCAGUCGAGAACACGAUCGGCCGCGCAAUCGUGAAUGCGUGUAUCAGAGCGGCAAAGGAGAAUCGAAAGUUCAGAGUGAUUAUUAUCAUACCUGCGAUCCCUGGAUUUGCUGGUGAUCUGCGUCAAGAUGCUGCAGCAGGCACCCGAGCCAUUAUGAACUACCAGUACAAGUCCAUCAAUCGGGGAGAGCACAGUAUUAUGGGUCAAAUUGCCAAAGCAGGUUAUGAUCCCAGUAAAUAUAUCUUCUGCUUCAAUCUCCGAGCCUAUGAUCGUAUCAACAAGACUCCUGCGCUUGUAAAACAAGAGGAAGAAUCAGGUGUCACCUAUCAACAACUUCAACGUGCAGAAGCUGAAGAGAUUAUGGGCACUGGCAUUCACGGUUACGAAGGGGAGAAGGAAGAGAAAGAGUCGAAAGGUUCAAAGACCGCUGGUCAAAAAAUCAGCGAUGAUGAACGUCAGCGAAUUAUUGACCGAAAGCGAAGAUUUGAAGAAUCCAGGAAUAACAUGGACGUCGAAGACCCAAUUCACUCGGCCGAUUCUAUCGCGGAAGAUGCGAUGGCACGCGGAGGUACGGUGACAGAGGAAGUUUGGGAGGGCGAGGAUAAAGAAGGAGAGAAGCAACAUUUUGUCCAGGAGGAGCUUUACAUCCACGCCAAACUACUAAUUGUGGAUGACCGCAUUGUUGUGUGCGGCAGUUCCAACUUGAAUGAUCGAUCACAACUUGGAUAUCAUGAUUCCGAGCUGUCAAUAGUGAUGGAAGAUCGUCGUGUGCUUGAAUCGACAAUGGAUGGACAGCCGUACCAAGCUGGUUAUCAUGCCGCGAGCCUUCGUCGCCAUCUUUGGCGCGAACACCUGGGUAUCAUCGAAGCUCAAGAGUUGGAUGGAACGAACGACCCGAAUGCUCAGCCGCCAACACAUGCCAUGAACGAGGAAUAUAGUGGUGAGGAAUGGGAUGCAGUAGCUGAUCCAUUGAACGACCAUCUGUGGGAUCUAUGGUGCACCCAGGCGAGUACGAACACACAAGUAUACAGAUACCUGUUCAGAGCUGAUCCUGACGAUCACAUCAAAACAUGGAAGGACUACGACAGAUUCUCGCCUCGUGAUACAGUGAAACAAGGCCAUCUGCACGAUCCUUACAUGCCUGUCGACACAGUGAAGAAGGAGAUGGAUAAAAUCAGGGGACACCUUGUCUGGAUGCCAUUAGACUUCUUGUGCGAAGAAGAAAUGGCAAAAUGGGGUGUGCAAGUGAACAGCGUGACGGAGGUAAUCUACACGUAG